Molecule: messenger RNA, 1020 nt
Organism: Asparagus officinalis (garden asparagus)
Lineage: Eukaryota; Viridiplantae; Streptophyta; Magnoliopsida; Asparagales; Asparagaceae
Product: probable LRR receptor-like serine/threonine-protein kinase At1g51820
Exons: 7
Coding region: 1-1020 (339 amino acids)
Molecular function (GO): protein binding
Source: RefSeq, a predicted model, not a curated record
AUGGAUCCACAUAAAAAUUAUUCGAUAUGGCUUCACCUUGCUGAGAUUGAUCCCAGAAUAUCAAGUGAAGGACAAAGGAUCUUCGAUAUAUUGAUAAAUGGUGAUAUUGCUUUAAAAAAUGUUAAUAUUAUUCAUAGUACUGGGGAACAUAAUACAGCUCUUGUGCUGAAUAGAACUAUUGUGGUGAGUGGGAAAACUCUGAAUGUUACCUUGCGCCCUUCAAGGGGAAGUCAUGCCAUCAUCGCAAUUGAAGUUUUUGAGGUCAUUGCAGCAGAGCUCAGAACUUCAUCUGAAGAAGUUAAAACUUUGCUAGUGUUGAAGAACUCUUUGGGGCUUCCACUCCGUCUUGGCUGGAAUGGUGAUCCAUGUGUUCCCCGGCAACAUCCUUGGAGUGGAGUGGACUGCCAGUUCGACAGAGUUAGUGGCAAAUGGAACAUAGAUGGAUUAGGUUUAGAGUCUUUAGACAACCAAGGUCUAAGAGGUCUCUUGCCAGAAGACAUAUCUAAGCUGCAUCAUUUGCAAAGCAUAAACUUGAGCGGGAACAGUAUACAAGGGCAAAUUCCCCAUUCUCUUGGUACUAUAAGUGGGUUGCAGGAAUUGAAUCUAAAUGGAAAUUCUUCGUCUGGAAGAGUUCCUGCUGCUCUUGGAGGAAGGCCUCUACAUGGAGCUAGUUUCAAACAAGUUAAGAUCUUACGAGAAUUAACGAGUUUGGUUGAAACCCAUGGUGAGGAAACAUCAGAACUAAGGCAACAAGCUUAUGUAGCAGCAAGGGGUUUAGAGACUCGUGGUAGAGUUCGUGGUUAUGGAAGAGGGGUGACGCCAGAAAUGAUUCCUUGUGUGGCACAAACUCAGCCAACAUCUUCAUCAUUUCGAUCACGUACUGAGCGAGCAUAUGCUAAUUUACAAUCUCAAUAUUCAGAAAUUGAGGAAAAGUAUGAGCGACAGCAAAAGGAGUUGGAUGAGUUGAAACAGAUGAUCACUUCAGGGAACGCACAUCCGCAUCAACAAUCUUCCUCCUAA